AUGUCUAACCAGCGCCAGUCCGGGACGUGGGUGUUCUUCAUCCUGCUCGCCGUAGCGCUGCUCUGCGCCAUCACCAGCCACCGUCGUCUCCUCCCCUUCCCCGAACCCGACGAAAACCUCGACGGAUCCCGCGGUGCGUCACUCGCUUAUACACAUGACUCUUACGACGAUGGCGAGCCGUACGUCCCAGCCCCCAAGGCCACUGCCAAGGUGCACAAGGCUGACAAGCCUGGCAAAAUCGACAUCCCUGGCAAAACCGACCGGCCUGGCAAAAUCGACACGCCUGUCAAAAUAGACAGGCCCGUUAAACUAGAUAAGCCUGUUAAGAUAGACAAGCCUGGCAAGAUUGAUAGGCCUGACAACAUCAACAAGCCUGGCAAGACUGAUAGGCUUGACAACAUUGACAAGGUUGGCAAAAUCGACAAGCCUGACAAAAUCGACAAGCCCGGCAAGAUUGACAAGCCCGGCAACACUGAGAAGACUGACAAGGUCGACAAGGCCGAAAAGCCAGGCAAUGGAGUUGGAGUUGACGAGGAGAAGAAGAAAAAGGACGGUGAUAAGGGAAAGAAGGAGGGGCAUGAGGGCGACGAGGGCGAGUCGCUGCUCAUCAGCGCGUCCACCAAUAUCGGGACGAGCUUGUCGAGGAUCCGCGCCGCGAUGAUGAAGGCUCAUGUACAAAUACUCGAGGACUAA
Messenger RNA from Cryphonectria parasitica EP155, 693 nucleotides. RefSeq lists its product as uncharacterized. Bases 1 to 693 code for a protein of 230 amino acids. The record is from RefSeq and is a predicted model, not a curated record. NCBI's taxonomy places the organism in Eukaryota, Fungi, Ascomycota, Sordariomycetes, Diaporthales, Cryphonectriaceae. The transcript has a single exon.